Messenger RNA from Nothoprocta perdicaria, 810 nucleotides. RefSeq names its product neuroblastoma suppressor of tumorigenicity 1. NCBI's taxonomy places the organism in Eukaryota, Metazoa, Chordata, Aves, Tinamiformes, Tinamidae. The coding region runs from base 22 to 558 and encodes 178 amino acids. The transcript has 3 exons. The record is from RefSeq and is a predicted model, not a curated record. Gene Ontology annotation, biological process: animal organ morphogenesis. Gene Ontology annotation, molecular function: BMP binding; receptor ligand activity.
AGGCUCUUGGCGGCGCCGGCCAUGAUGCUGUGGUGCCUGGUGGGCGCCCUCCUGCCCGCGCUGCUCCGUGCCGCGCCGCCCCCCAUCAACAAGCUCGCCCUCUUCCCCGACAAGAGCGCCUGGUGCGAGGCCAAGAACAUCACGCAGAUCGUGGGCCACAGCGGCUGCGACUCCAAGUCCAUCCAGAACAGGGCCUGCCUGGGCCAGUGCUUCAGCUACAGCGUCCCCAACACCUUCCCGCAGUCCACGGAGUCCCUGGUCCACUGUGACUCCUGCAUGCCGGCGCAGUCCAUGUGGGAGAUCGUGACGCUGGAGUGUCCGGGCAACGAGGACAUCCCGCGCGUGGACAAGCUGGUGGAGAAGAUCCUGCACUGCAGCUGCCAGGCGUGCGGCAAGGAGCCGAGCCACGAGGGCGCCCUGUUCAACGUCUACCUGAACGCGGAGGAGAGCGGCCCGGCCGAGGGGCCCGGCCCGCACCGCUACGGCCACCCUCAGCACGAGGCCGAGGAGCCGCCGGCCUCCAGCCGCCACCGCCACGACGAGGAGACCGAUGAGUGACCCGGCCCCUGGGACUGUUGGUGCAGCCGCCGUGCCGGGGCCGGGGGAGGGAAGGGGUCCGGGGCGUCUUUCCUUAUCCCGCAGCUUCCCUCGUGCUUUGCUCGCUGCGGCGCAGGCAGGAGGGGCUGCCGAAGCACGACGACUUGCACAGAAUAGUAAUAAUAUAUUGAGAGAAGCGGGAGAGCGGAGCGGGGCCGCCGGCACCUCCUGGCUGCGCCUGGCCCUCCUGCCGAAGCCUCCUGGGUUUCCUGG